AUGCCCCAUCUCUACGAACACAUCGACAAAGAACUCGCGCCAACGUGGUUCUACCUCUCCUCCUCACCGUACAAUCUCUACCCCUUCCUCCGAUCCUUCCUCAGCCAAGAGUAUCCCCCCGGAACACUCAUCCUGCGCAACCACUCCUGGAUGGACCUGAGCGGGCUCCUGAAAUCGUUCACGAAGGGGACUCGAGCGUAUAAAGUCGAUCGCAUGGAGAAGCUGUACCGCUGGUUCCCAAAGCGCAGGGUCAUCUGCAUCGGCGACUCGACGCAGAGUGACCCGGAGGCGUAUGCAGAGAUAUAUCGCAGACAUAAACAGUGGGUGCGCGCCAUAUAUAUCCGGCGAGUCACUGACGUGGCGAAUAUGGAGGAGAAGAACAAGGAGAAGCGCUUUCUUAAAGCGUUUGAGGGCGUGCCGGAUGAUGUGUGGAGGGUUUUCGAUGAUCCGGUGCACCUCUACCGAGAGGUUGAUAUGUUGCAGCGGGAGGACUAA
Molecule: messenger RNA, 495 nt
Organism: Histoplasma mississippiense
Lineage: Eukaryota; Fungi; Ascomycota; Eurotiomycetes; Onygenales; Ajellomycetaceae
Exons: 1
Coding region: 1-495 (164 amino acids)
Cellular component (GO): actin cortical patch
Molecular function (GO): phosphatidate phosphatase activity
Source: RefSeq, a predicted model, not a curated record